CAUUAUCUGCUUUUGGUACCUUGGGAUCAUUAAUUUGGAGUGGUUCUCGUGUCAUUGUCACUGCUGGUUAUAGAAGUUAUUUUCCGGUGUUUUCUGACAAACUUCAAAAAAUUAGUAAACGUGAAACUCCCAUGAAUGCUUUAUUAUUCCAAUUUAUUUUGGGCGCAAUUGUGAUAAUAUUAAUAGGUGGUGCCCAUCGCAAUUCAUUUCAGGUUUUGUAUUCAAUGGCGCAAUAUGCUUCAUGGUUUUUCUAUGGUCUUAUAGGUAUAGGAUUAAUUCGCAUUCGAUAUUGUAUAAAUAACGAAAGUGGAUUUUGGUGGUGGAUCAUAAUUUUCAUAUACAUCGCCUGUUCUCUGUACAUCACUGUAGUUUCAUUCGUGGGGACUAGUGAUUUAAAUAAUGAUUGUUCCAUUCCAAGAGUCGGCUAUUAUUUACCAAAUGGGAUUAGCCUUGGAUUUUUAGUUAUUGGAGCUAGGACUCGGUGA
Molecule: messenger RNA, 485 nt
Organism: Diversispora eburnea
Lineage: Eukaryota; Fungi; Glomeromycota; Glomeromycetes; Diversisporales; Diversisporaceae
Source: the annotation of a GenBank genome assembly